Messenger RNA from Vollenhovia emeryi, 384 nucleotides. RefSeq lists its product as uncharacterized. Bases 1 to 384 code for a protein of 127 amino acids. The transcript is spliced from 2 exons. The record is from RefSeq and is a predicted model, not a curated record. Lineage: Eukaryota; Metazoa; Arthropoda; Insecta; Hymenoptera; Formicidae.
AUGUUAUCUACUAAAAAAGAAAAUUUUCUAAUUGUUGAAUUUUCUGAUGGACUGGCGGUUGUACCAAGAACGUGGGUAAACAAUAAUAAAACAUGUUGGUGGCCCAAUUACAGAAAUCAAUUGCGCAUUGAUAAAGCAAAAUCAACGAUGGAAAAGCCUAGUCAAGAAUGGUUAUCAUAUGAUAUCUUGAAAAUUCAUACUCAAGCUAAUAAUUAUCAAGAAGCAUUAGAAAAAUUGAAAUUGGCUGAAGAUUAUUCAGAUGUAGAUCAAUUAAUGGGAAAUUCUGGAAAUUAUAAAAAAACAAGGCACGAUCGUGCUCAUAGACAUAAUUCUUUUGAUUCCAAUGGAGAAGAUUCUGCGGAUUCCGAAGAAAACCAUCGAUAA